AUGCCCAUUAGAAACCCCUUUGCGAAGCGGCCCGAUGUUCAGACUGGCCUGGCGCCGUACGAAGAAGGCAUUCGACCGCUGUCGCAAAAUGGAACUCGGCCUGCCUUCGAGAAAGUCGAUACGACUGGAUCAAGGGCAUCGUCCGCCAUGAGUAUAAAGAGCGGGCAAAGUCAGGAUCCUGUCGAGUACAAAAUGUCUGUUGUCAACGACAGCGGUGUAUAUUUGCCUCCAUCCCCGCCAGAGAAGAAAGGGUUCUGGCCAAAGCGAUCGCAUCCAUCUGGUACCUCGACGAAUACCCGCAACAGCGAAGAUAUCGAGCCUUUUUCCAUUUCGCGAGAGUCGUUUGACUCAUAUAGGAGGUCAUUUGACAUAUCCGCGAGAUCCCCAGUAGUCGGACACGAGAUUGGUCGACAGAGUCUUGAUUCAGCUAGGUUACCCAGACUCCCCAGGUCAGCAAUGAAUGAGCGUCGAUUCGAAAGACAACCACCAACAGCGGAGGAAGGUUUCGAAGACGUUGGAUUGAAUGACGAACAAGCCAAGCAGACGAAGAAGAAGGGAUUCUUCUCGAAGUUCGGAGACAGCAACGCCGAUUCCACCGCUCAGUCGCCUACUACUUCCAGAUUCCACAUUGGUGGGAGGAAAAGAGGACAGAGUGGUGUGGGGGAGGAGCUCGGCAACAUACCACGGCCGGGGACAGCAUCGUCCAAGGAAAUCAACGAGGUCACUACAUAG
This is a messenger RNA of Cadophora gregata, 732 nucleotides long. RefSeq lists its product as uncharacterized. The record is from RefSeq and is a predicted model, not a curated record. NCBI's taxonomy places the organism in Eukaryota, Fungi, Ascomycota, Leotiomycetes, Helotiales, Ploettnerulaceae. The transcript has 4 exons. The coding region runs from base 1 to 732 and encodes 243 amino acids.